This is a messenger RNA of Schistocerca cancellata (South American locust), 2725 nucleotides long. It is a transcript of the gene Lint-O, whose product is annotated as polyhomeotic-proximal chromatin protein. The record is from RefSeq and is a predicted model, not a curated record. Bases 668 to 2476 code for a protein of 602 amino acids. Gene Ontology annotation, molecular function: DNA binding; protein binding. NCBI's taxonomy places the organism in Eukaryota, Metazoa, Arthropoda, Insecta, Orthoptera, Acrididae. The transcript has 10 exons.
UACUUUGUAGCUUCAUACUUUCGUUUGCCGUGAAGAGUGCGAUACAGAUAAUAUGUAGAAAAAAAUUUAGUUCUUUGCAGAUAAUACUUCUGAAAUGGCCACGUAAAUGGUCUAAAUUCAUUGCAUGUAUUGCAAAAUAUAUGGAAAUGACUGAUCUUUCGUAUAUUGAUGUCAGAUAGACACAAUUCUGCAAACUUCUAUUUUUAUGUUGAUCCGAUGAAAAACUAGAACAAGGACAGUGUUGCACAGGUGAAUAUUCGGACUUUUAACUACGAAAUACGGUGACGAUGAAGGUAUAUCGCCAAGCACAAAAAUCCCAGUAGCAGAGAGGAGGGCGUGUCACAACACACUAGUAAGCAACGCUCCCGAAUUGCUUCGAUUUAGAGGUCAUCCAUCCGGUCGCCCAUCUACGUUCAGUAUUUGUGAUACGCGAAGUUCACCGGCUCCAGGGAGACGGAUGUCACCGAUGGUGCACUGCCAGGAAAGCCAGAACGUGCUUGGCAGAACGGAAAGAGAGUGCCGCUCCUUUGUGACGUGACCCUAUCCCAUGCAUCUGCUCUUCAUGCGAUCAUCUUUCACGGCUGUGAGCGGAUUUUUAAGCAAAAUACACACAUUGGAAAAACUGUCCACUGGCGAGAAGAAAUAAAGUUCUUCUCACUCGUCCGAAAUGACCGAGAUAAAAAACAAAGACAGAAUUUUGGAAGCGAUUGACCAACUCCGUCGUCGUAAAGCGAGACCUGAUAUUGACAGAAUCUGUAAUUUUGUGUUCAGAAGAUUUGGAGUGGACUGUAAAGACACACUAGCCGAUUUGCAGAGGCUAGUAGAGGCUGAAGUUGUCAUAAAAGUAGAAUACAAAGGGAACACGAGUUACAGAAAUGCAGCAAAAUGGUCAAAGUAUGCCAUGUACAAACACAGGGAACUGCGUAACAGCACGGGCUCUACGGAGAUUCACAACAUUCUGAGUCGAGCAUUCGCGUCCUUGCUGGUGGAGGACCCAGAUUACCUGGACAUCGGUGUGCCCAGGACGGAACUGGAAAGGUUUAUGCUACAAGACGAUCCUCUGACGGAUUUGACGGAAAUAGAACUGAUUCUGACGAAGGAAACCAGCUCGGGAUUUCUGGUCAAGCUGAAGAACGGGAAUUACUCCCUCGCGGACCAUCCCGUGCCACCGAGUACUAGCCCGAAGAGUACUUCCCCCGUGAACAAUACCUCCAUCACCGUCCAGGCCAAAGGCACGCAGCAGAGCAUUAGCGUGAAUGCUGCCGAGAAGCCGCCAAAGUUGAAAACGAGCAGCCCUCAUAAGGAGAAGAAACCAAAGAUAGAGGCACUGCCGCCUCCUGCGAUCACAACCACUACAGUUACUACCUCGUCGCCAGUGGCCACUACGACCACCUCGACGGCAACUGCACCGACGACAGCAAGCAUGGCGAAAACACCGACGAAAAGUGCACCGAAAACGCCUCAAAAAGCAGCCGCUGCGAGUGCACAGGCGUCAGGGAGCGGCAAAUCGGCAGAGCUCGGCGCCAUCAAUGUCGGCGGCUACAGAGUCGGAGUACGGAGAAAGACGGCGAAAAAGGUGUUCGAUCCUUCGGACAAUUACACGCCGACACGGAAACGUGGUCGUCCGGCUGGAAGUGGUAGUAGCAGCAAGAAGGAAGUGCAGCAGACAGGCGGCGUAUGCUGUCUCUGCAACAGCAGCAGCAAAGACACCAGCACUCGCAAGGCUGCUACCGAGAAAUUACUCCAGUGCAGGGACUGCUCAAACAGAGCCCAUCCAAGUUGCAUAGUCGGAAAAAACAGUGGGAAGGAAAAACCACAGUUGAAUCAAUGGGUUUGCCAUGGCUGUAAAUUGUGUGCUUUCUGCUUUGAGACAAGUGAAAAUGAAGCAAUGGCAGUUUGUGUGGAGUGUGGAGAUGCAUACCAUUUGACAUGUCACAACCCACCUAUAACUGAAGAACAGUGGCAUACUAAGUGGCUGUGUUCUUCUUGUGAUGAUAUUGACAAGGCUGAUAUCAAGCCUCCUGUUGAUAUCAAACCACCUGUUGACAUCAAGCCUCCUGUCGAUAUCAAGCCACCUCUCGAUAUCAAGCCGCCCCUGGAUAUCAAACCAACAAUAUCAAAAGUUACUACAGCAGCAGAAGUUACAUCAACUACUGCACCAGACAAAAUUAAACGUUUAAUAGAAGAAGAUCCGUUUUUUAAAAAGUAUGUUCCAAAAGAAAAAACUCCUGACCCUACAAAUUGGACAGUAGAUGAAGUUUGCAAGUAUUUGCAGGAACACGGCUGUGCUGCUCAAGCAGAAGCUUUUCGGCAUCACGAAAUUGAUGGAAGGUCAUUGUUGUUGCUAACACGUCGUGAUGUGCUGUAUGAACUUGGUCUUAAAUUGGGCCCUGCCCUCAAAGUUAAUCACUUUGUGCAACUAUUACAGAAGAAAGACAUCAGAAAAGUUUUCCCAUUCAAUGAAAUGUUGCGUUAAACAGAAUGGAAAUUGUGAUCAGUGGCUCUAAAAUGAUCAUCCUAGUGUUGAUUUUCAAUGAUGUCAUUACUGGCAUGAAGAUGCUAAAGGCAGAUAUAAAAGUUUCUGUGUUUUCCAUAUUUAGUGAGUAGUUGGUGGUCUCUGUGAUGUAAUUUUUCUAUGCCAAAGCAAGAAAGACAAUAAAAAGUCUGACAAUUACUUUAGAUUGUAAAGUUAUACGGAAGAUUUAAUAAAAUCUGAUGAUAAAUA